Molecule: messenger RNA, 1563 nt
Organism: Fusarium coffeatum
Lineage: Eukaryota; Fungi; Ascomycota; Sordariomycetes; Hypocreales; Nectriaceae
Exons: 7
Coding region: 1-1563 (520 amino acids)
Biological process (GO): transmembrane transport
Cellular component (GO): membrane
Molecular function (GO): transmembrane transporter activity
Source: RefSeq, a predicted model, not a curated record
AUGGGCCACCCAGAGACCACCAAGUCCAACACGGACUUCCCAGUCCCAAGGGAUGAUGAAGAGAGUCUUACUCUACAGAAGGAUUGGACUCCAGAAGAAGAGAGGAAGGCUAAGAGAAAACUGGACCUGAUUAUCAUGCCUUUGUUGACACUUGGAUUCUUCUGUCUCCAACUGGAUCGAGGAAAUAUUGCCAAUGCCCUGACAGACGACUUCUUUGCCGACGUCGGCAUAACCCAAAAUCAGUUCAACGUUGGCCAACAAAUGCUCUCCCUGGGCAUCGUCCUUUUCGAGAUACCUAGCAACAUGAUCCUCUACCGCGUCGGCCCAGGCAAGUGGUUGACUAUUCAGCUCUUUCUCUUCGGUACAGUCAGUACCUUCCAAGCUUUCCAGAACAACUACGGUUCUUUUGUGGCGACUCGCUUCUUGCUUGGAAUUACUGAGUCUGGAUUUAUCCCUGGUGGACUUUGGACACUCAGUACUUGGUAUACACGCAAGGAGACUGCUAAAAGAGUCAUGUUCUUUUACUUUGGUAACCAGUUUGGCCAAGCUUCUUCCAAGCUGCUCGCCUAUGGUAUUCUUCACAUGCGAGGUGUCGGAGGCAAGCCUGGCUGGUUCUGGCUUUUCGCAUUGAUGGGUGGCUUCACGGUCCUUAGUGGUGUCGUCCUAGGUUGCUGUCUUCCAGACUCCUUCAAGAACCCACGAAGUACCUUCCUGCCAAACGUCAAGAUCUUUAAUGAACGUGAGCUGCAAAUCUUGCAAACUCGAGUUCUACUUGAUGACCCCAUGAAGGGCAAGAAGAAGAAGAAGAUUGGCCUGCCCGCCUUCAAGAAAGCAUUCUCCAAUUGGCGCCUGUGGGUGCAUAGCGUUAUUUCCUUCACGAACAACGCGCCCCAACGUGGUUUCGACACAUACUCCCCUUCCAUUGUCAAGAGCUUUGGCUUUGUGGGUCUCACCAGUAACGCCCUCGCCUCUGUCGGUCUCUUCCUUCAGAUCCCUGUAUCUUGGUCCUUCAGUUAUGUAUCAGACAAAUACAACAAGAGACCUGAAACUGUCAUGGCGGGUCUGAGUAUGCAUCUCCUCGGUUACGUGUUCGAUCGCAUCUUUACAGAGCUUUCCAUCAAGGGUGUCAGCUACUUUGGAGUCGUAUGGACUCAGACCUUUGGUACUUUCUCGCAUCCUCUUAACAUUGCAUGGAUGUCUCUUGCCUGUGAUGACUCCGAAGAACGAGCCCUUGCCAUGGCCAUGGUUAUCAUGUUUGCCAACAUCGCUGGAAUCGCCGGCGCCCAGAUCUUCCGAUCCGAUGAUCGACCAAAGUAUCGCCGUGGCUUCAGCGUCAACAUCGCAAUUCUCGCUGUUGGUCUUGCGCUUGCGAUCUUGCGAUAUCUUGACGAUAAGAUCUGGAGGCGGGAGAAGGUUGCUGAAAUUCAAGAGCAGCUUGCUCAUGAGAAUGAGAGUAACAGUGAUGAGAAGAGUGAGGGUCAUAGAGACGGACAUGCACCCACUCUCGGACUUGAGAAGGCAUCUCCCGCUGAGCUGAACCCUGUUGCAAAGUCUACUCAGUAG